Hypomesus transpacificus is the source of this 5049-nucleotide messenger RNA. It is a transcript of the gene ltbp3, whose product is annotated as latent transforming growth factor beta binding protein 3. Bases 443 to 4219 code for a protein of 1258 amino acids. The transcript is spliced from 28 exons. Gene Ontology annotation, molecular function: calcium ion binding. NCBI's taxonomy places the organism in Eukaryota, Metazoa, Chordata, Actinopteri, Osmeriformes, Osmeridae. The record is from RefSeq and is a predicted model, not a curated record.
AAACUCAGAUACGCACACUCCAACCAUCCAAGCAAAAGCAGGGAGAAAGGAGAGCGAAAAAACAGACUGGAAUAGGGAGAGUUCUUUCGGUAACUUUUGGGUUGUUAUGCUUUUGUUAUUUUGGCAAAGAUAAAAGAUGACAUACAGUGUAUUAUUCCGAAUGAAUCACUUUUACAUGCGGGGUGACUAAACGUGCUGUUUUUGAAGAAAAGGAAGAAAAACCGUUUACACUGGCGUUUUCUCCGCACAUUUUCGCUGUAUGAGGCACAUCAGCCUAACCAUCAAAUUUGGAAAUAAACCUCUGAAUGUUGGACAACUUCUUUCAGACUUCGGGCGAAAAAAGGAAUAGUCCAACCCAGUCCCUGUGCUUUGAUUCAAAUUGGAUCGGUUUGUCACCGUGAAUGCUCCCUUCUCCUUGCGCACAGCAUUGAAGGAUGCCAGGAUGCCCUCUCUGAUAAUUUCCCAUCUGCUCGUCAUCUGGCUGAGUGUCCAGAGGCUGGUCUGGUGCGCCGAGCGCGCAUCUACUCGGGAGCGCUUCAAAGUGGUGAUCGCCCCUCUGAUUUGCAAAAGGAUUUGUUUGAAAAGCGGCCAGUGCCAGGACACAUGUGAACAGGGCAACAAUACCACGCUCAUAGGCGAGAAUGGACAGUCAGCGGAUACUCUUACAGGGCACGGCUUCAAAGUGGUGGUGUGCCGUCAGAUCUGUAUGAACGGAGGGGUGUGCAGCGAGCGGACGCACUGCCUGUGCCCGCCUGGCUUCACAGGACGCAUGUGCCAGUUCCCACUGCGUCAGACCCAUGAGGCGCAGGCAGCGCGGGGCAACCAACAGCCUGUGUACCCCAUCUUUGACGGCCUGGGCCAGGGAGAGCAGUCGGCCAUGGGUCGCUCCCAGCUCACGCAGACCCACUCGGUGUUCACCCUGCCCCUGACUCAGGGAACCGGCCACCACUCCUCAGAAGUGCAGGUGAAAGUGCGUGUCCACCACACACCUGACACGUCCGUUGUCAUCCAUCCUCUGGACCAGGCAGAUGUCAAGCCACCUUACAAAACCGUGAUGCGUCUGACCCCCCCUACCCUCAAACCCAGGGGGCGUUGCUUUCAGGAGACCACACCCAAGCAAGCUUGUAGCAGUAACCCCCUCCCAGUGCCGAUCAAUCAGGAGGAUUGCUGUGGCAGUGUUGGAAACUCCUGGGGACAGAACAAAUGCUAUCAGUGUCCCAAGCUGCAAUACCUGGAGGGAGUUAAACUUCAACAAAUCAUGGAGGACCACGGCUCCCCCUGCCCUCGCGGGUACAAGAGACUCAACGGCUCUCACUGCCAAGACAUCAACGAGUGCAGUCUGCAGGUGCAGUGUCAGAACGGCCAGUGUCUGAACACGCUGGGCAGCUUUGUGUGUGACUGCAAGCCUGGCUUCGUCCUGGACAGGACCAGAUGUGUGGAGUCUCCAUCAGAGCAGGGUCAGUGUUUCCGCAUGGUGUCGGAUGCGGGCCGCUGUGAGCACGCCUUCCCCACCCUGCUGACCCAGGAGAUGUGCUGCUGCACCGUGGGCAAGGCCUGGGGCAGCAACUGUGACAGAUGCCCUCAGGAUGGCACAGCUUCCUUCAGCAAGAUCUGUCCUGCAGGGAAAGGCUACCUGCUCCAGAGCGUGAGAGAGACAGUGGCCUUCCCCCCCCAGAUCCACACCCCCCUGGAGCACAAGCCUGACAGGGGUGGGGAGCAGCGGAGGGAGGAGAUCCUUCCGGAGGUUGCUACAACCACACAGCCUGCUCCAAUCAGCACGCAUGGUCCUCGUGUGCCUGUGAUCGUGGCUAAGCCCACCUCACCGCCCAUUAUCAGGGUGAACCCAGACAGAGACCCCCUUGAGGUGGCUCACACACAGGUCUCACCGGUGACAGACGAGUGCAAGCUGAACAGAAACAUCUGUGGCCAUGGCGACUGUGUCAACGGACAGAGCGGCUACAACUGCCACUGCUACGCCGGCUACAGGCUCCACCCCCAGAGGAACAGCUGUGUGGACGCCGACGAGUGCGACGGCGAGCCCUGCGGCCACGGCAGGGGCAUCUGCAUCAACACCGAGGGCUCCUACCGAUGUCGCUGUCACCAUGGCUACAAGCUCCUGGUGCAUCGCGGGAGACUCAGAUGUGAAGAUGUGAACGAGUGCACUAAGCAGGAUGUCUGUGGGGCUGGCGGACAGUGCGUCAACAUGCCGGGCUCCUACAAGUGUGAAUGCCACAAAGGGUUCAGAAGCAGGGCUCACCGCCCUCCGGCAUGUGAAGAUAUUAACGAGUGCUUGGAUCCCAGCUCGUGUCCCAGUGAGCUGUGUGAGAACACACCAGGCUCCUACGAGUGUGUACCCUGCCUGCCAGGACACCAGGCCCAAGGGGGCCUCUGCUAUGAUGUCAACGAGUGCCAGAAACGAGGUGUGUGUCCCAACGGGCGCUGUGAGAACCUCCCUGGUACCUACCGCUGUCUGUGCAGCGAGGGCUUCCUCCCCAGUGACGACAGUAAAGCCUGCCGGGACAUUGACGAGUGCAAGGACGACAGGCUCUGUGCCAAUGGGCGCUGUGUCAACACGGACGGCUCCUUCCAGUGCCAGUGCUACCCGGGAUACCAGCCCACACAGGAGGGCAGCCACUGUGAAGAUAUCAAUGAGUGCGAGAGGCCCUCCAACUGCCAGAGAGGGCGCUGUGUCAACAACAUGGGCUCCUACCGCUGUGAAUGCCAGAAGGGCUUUAUGCUGGUUGGAGGAAGGAGGUGCCAAGACAUAGACGAGUGUGCGUCCGACAGGAGUCUGUGUCAGCCGCACGGGACCUGCGAGAACAAGGCGGGCUCCUUCGUGUGCGUGUGCAACGAGGGCUUCCUGCUGUCUGAGGACAAGCACAGCUGCGAGGCGAUCGCCAUGGAGCUGGAGGAUAAGAAGGAGUGCUAUCUCAACCUGGAUGACACGGUGUUCUGUGACAGUGUCCUGGCCACCAACGUCACCAAGCAGGAGUGCUGCUGCUCCAUUGGGGUGGGCUGGGGAGACCACUGCGAGAUCUAUCCUUGUCCCGUCCACCACUCGGCUGAGUACCACUCCCUGUGUCCGGUGGGCCGAGGCUUCUACCACGAGGAGGGGACGAUCGAGUACGGCCUCUCCCUCCACCGAGAUAUCGAUGAGUGCGUGCUCUUCUCCAACGAGAUCUGCAAGGAGGGCCGCUGCAUGAACACCCAACCGGGAUACGAGUGCUACUGCCAGCAAGGCUUCUACUACGACAGCAACCUGCUGGAGUGCAUUGAUGUGAAUGAAUGUCACGAUGAGUCCCUCUGCGCUAAUGGAGAGUGUUCCAACACCCGAGGCUCCUUCUACUGCACCUGCAACGCCCCCUGGACCCCCGACUCCACCAACAAGAAAUGUGUGACGGCCACAGUAGCAGGCGUGGAUGAGUGCCAGAAUGCAGCCAACUGUAAGAACGGCCACUGUGUGGACACUCCCGGAUCUUACUACUGCAUCUGCUCUCCUCCCUGGAUCCUGGCCACCGACCGCAACAGCUGCGUGACCCCCGAGGAGCAGGGGGAUGUGAAUGAGUGCCAGGACCCCUCGUACUGUAAGAAUGGAAGGUGUGUCAACACACCCGGCUCCUUUCACUGUAUUUGCACCCAGCCCCUCACCUUCAGCGCAGCGCUCAAACAGUGCGUCUAUGACGACCGCACUGCGGCCCACAAGGACGUGUGCUUCCUGCAGGUGGAUGAGGACCAGAUCUGCAGCGUGCCCAGGAAGGGCCUGGGGGUCACCUACUCCGAGUGCUGCUGUCACUACGGCCGUGGCUGGGGACCGGAGUGCAGGACCUGUCCCCAGAGAAACUCAGUGAUAUUUAACCGUCUGUGUGAGCUGCACCUAGAGACAGAUUCUGAGGGUGAAGUCGACUUUCUGGCAGCUUUUGCCAACUACAAUCCAGAAGGGGACAGUUCGGAGGAAGACUCUGAGGAGUGCAGUUGUGCCAACGGGCGCUGCGUGCGGUCCUAUCUGGGCACCAUGUGUGAGUGCAACACCGGCUUCAGGAUGGAUCACUCCCGCACCCGCUGCACAGAUAUUGAUGAGUGCGCUGAACCUGGGGUUCGCGUUAAUCCAUGCAAGAAUGCUCGUUGUGUCAACACCAUAGGGUCAUUCAAGUGCUACUGCAAACAUGGCUUUGUGCCUGCACGAAGGCCCAACAUAUGCGUCCGUCCGAGGGGUCUAUAACAUUUCUGUCAAACACACUUUUGCACACACACACAAACACACACACAAACACACACAAAGAUAGACAGACACACAUACUUAGCGCAGAUAGACACACUAUCUGUCCUCGGAGUGUUUAAUGAAGGGUCAUUUCCUUCCGGUGACUAAUUUGCAAAGUCUAAAUAGAAAUGUCUGCUCCUCUUCAACCAAGGAUCUUAAAUGUUUGGGUCUUCUACUGCCCUCUGUGUUGAUAUUCUACAAUGCUUUGGGAAAAUAAUUAAACACCGACAAAGAUAUAGGUUUGUUUUUUCGAUGUAUUUUUGUAAUUAUUAUUUUUCUAAAAACUGUUUUUGACCAUUGACUGUUAUACUUGUCCUAUGUUUAAUUCUUAAGUUGUUCACUUGUUGCAUUGAUCUUGUAGUCUGAAUCUCGAGUCUUCCUGCAGUUUAAUGAGGGCGUUCCUCUUCAGUCCAACCCGUAUGACCAUGAUCAGUAAAUGUCAGAAUAAAAAAAUCUAAGACAUCAUCCAUGUAGGGUAUGUACUGCACUCACAACCCAGUGCUCCUCUAUGAUAUAAAUGUUGUACAGAACAGUAUGUGAAGACAUACCUGCAGUAGCUAAUGGAUUUGUGCCUAUCUUGUCCCUGCAAACCAUAGUUGCAAAGGACACAGAGAAACAUGUUUAUGGGAAAGCCUUUCAAAAGUGUCUUGAACAAUUCUGACAUGCACAUGAGUGCACUUUAAGUGAGAUUAAAAAGAAAAGGAGCUGACCUUACAAGGCAACCUAGAUGGAAUCUUCGGGUGAAGGACGGUGGAGUGUUCCACAAAUAAAGGAAGUGACAUGAUAAGUGA